AUGGAGGACACAACCAUGCCGGAUGACUCCAAAGGCCUUUUUGGAGAGUCUAGUUUUACAAUCAUACCCAAUGGCUUGUCCGAAGACCGCCUUAGCCAGCUUCAGAACGAUGUCGUUGCCGCAAACGGCACCAUAAUUCCUUUCGACGCCUCCAAAGGGCGUAUCGAGCGACUUGAAGAAAUCAACUAUAUUGUCUCUGCAACGUCCGACUUCCCCGACUACUACCGCGCGCUGGACCUUAUGAUACACGUUGUGAAGCCGACGUGGGUGGACCAGUCUCUGAAGGGGAACAAAACAAAGAACCCCCGCACAUACAGCCCCGACCCUGCGCUGUUCAUGAGCGACGUUAUCAUAUGCUGCGGCAACCUGCCGAGUGGAGACAAAGAAGCUAUCCAGGGCGGAGUGCUUGCAAUGGGAGGACAGUACACAGAGCAGCUCUCGAAAACGGUCACGCAUCUGAUCUCCUUGGAUCUUGACGAUCACCGAUGUCAGCUAGCCAUCAGCAAGCGACUGAAUCUCACAAUUGUCCUGCCGCACUGGUUUGACGAUUGCCUCAAAGUUGGUCGCAGGAUCUCCGAACGACCGUACACACUACCAGACCCUGAGAUCCUGAACGUGGAGCUCAGCGUCGUUCCCACGGCACGAACGAGCCAACAAAUACGAGACGCAACCACCCCUGACCCGGUCAACGAACCCGUUCCCCAGGCGCUGUCAGCGCGUUCCGAAGGCCCGCGAGCGAUACAAGCAUUUUCUGGGAAGAGGGUAAAGCUGGGCGAAGACCUCAACCUCAACAGCAGGCUCAAGGGCAUCAUCUCAGGCAUGAUCAAGAGCGGCGGUGGAGAUAUAACUACCAAGGUCAAAGAGGCGGACAUCUAUGUGUGCAGCUAUCGAGAUGGAGACGAUUAUGUCAAGGCAUCGCAGGAUGGUAAGGAUGUGGGCAAUCUGAGCUGGCUAUACUACCUGAUCACGCACAACGUCUGGACAAAUCCCAUGCGGAGGAUGAUGCAUUACCCACGGCCUCGCAGUGGCGUACCAGGGUUUGAGGGUUUCAAAAUCAGUAUAUCAAGUUACACUGGCGAGGCUCGCGUGUACCUUGAGAACCUCGUUCGCUCCACCGGUGCUGAGUUCACAAAGACAUUCAAGCAGGACAACACACAUCUCGUCGCUGCGCACAAGAACAGUGAAAAGUGCGAAGCUGCGCAAGAAUGGAGUGUGAACGUUGUCAAUCAUCUCUGGCUAGAAGACAGUUACGCGAAGUGCAAGCUCAUGUCAAUAUCGGACAAUCGCUACACCUACUUCCCUUCGCGAACGAAUCUUGGUGAGGUGUUGGGUCAGACCGAGAUCGAUCGCGAUGCCACGGAGAAGAUGUUCUUUUCGGCGGCACGCAAGCCCUCGAAACCAGUUCAAGCGCCAGCGCCACCCUCCGAGUCGGUCGCACAGAGCCUGCCACUAAACAGAGCAGCCAGCGAUUCUGCGGCUCGCAGCUCACCAGCAGCAGAGAGGAUCAAGCGGACGAGGACGACCGAUGUUGAAAAAACACCAGUCCCCGCACGAAACCUCGAUGGGAAGGAAAACCAGACACCGGGAAGUCGAGGCGCGAAAGACCGGGCGCUGUCGAAACUGCAUAACGCUGCAGGGGACAUAGCGGCUUUUGAGAAGGAGAUGAAGCGGAAGGGUGGUGUUGUACAUGGCGGGAAACGAAGGGCAGAGGAUGAAAUUGAGGAUCGAACGAGGAAAUCCAAAGGUGGCCGCGAUUCAGUCUCCAGCAAACGCUCAGCAGACGAGGUCGAUCAGGAUGAUGAAACCGAAGACGAGGAGACGGAGGCACCCACAAAGAGUAAGAAAGCGAAGAAGGACAAGCUCGAACCCAUAAAAUUCCGCGUGCUGGUUUCAAAGGACGAACGAUGGGCUGGCAAUCUGGAAAAAGAGUCAAAAGACAAAGCACGAUUACGCGAACUUGGUCUCUUCAUCACAGAAGACUUCAAGAAGGUCGACAUUCUGUGCGCACCACACGCAGUACGAACCAAGAAGUUUGUCGCGGCUAUGGCAUGCGGACCCGCCUUAGUGGGAUCAUCAUAUCUCGACUUCGUCCUCAGGAAUAACAAGCUUCCCCCGCCAGAAAAGCAUGCCAUGGACGUCCGCGACUUCGAGAAAGAGCAUGGCUUUAAGAUGGCGCAUGCUGUUCAACGCGCAGUACAGAACAAGCACCACCUUUUCCGCAACUGGACAAUCUUCUGUACGGAGAAGGUUCCAGGCGGCUUCGAAACCUACAAGGAUAUCAUCGAAGCCAAUGGCGGCAAGUGCUCGCUCUGGAAGGGUCGCACUACUAAUAUCACUGCCACAAAACGCCUCAUCGACGCCUCUGCCGGUGAAGAAAGCCAGAACCAAAAGGAAGAUGAAGGCGAUGUCUUGUACCUCAUCUCCGAUGCCAACAGCAAGGAGUUCGCCAACUGGACCAAGUUCCGUGAGCUGGCUGAGAAACACGACAUGGUCCCUAGGAUUGUAAAGACUGAAUGGUUGCUGAUCAACGCUAUGGCGCAGUAUGUGCAUUGGAAGCCCGAAUGGGAGCUUACUGAAGAGGUAGUCAAGGCGGCAAAGUCAUGA
This is a messenger RNA of Ascochyta rabiei, 2604 nucleotides long. Its product is annotated as regulator of Ty1 Transposition. Gene Ontology annotation, cellular component: Cul8-RING ubiquitin ligase complex; nucleus. The coding region runs from base 1 to 2604 and encodes 867 amino acids. Gene Ontology annotation, biological process: DNA double-strand break attachment to nuclear envelope; double-strand break repair. The record is from RefSeq and is a predicted model, not a curated record. The transcript has 2 exons. NCBI's taxonomy places the organism in Eukaryota, Fungi, Ascomycota, Dothideomycetes, Pleosporales, Didymellaceae.